AUGUUAGGACACCUAGCAGUGUUGACAGUGCUUUUCGCACUAGCAUCUGCCAGGCAGGCUAUUGUAGACCUUGGAUAUGCGAAAUACAGAGGACAGGCGCUUUCGAACGGUGUUGCACAGUGGCUGGGGAUACGUUACGCUGCGCCCCCUCUUGGGUCGUUGCGUUUCUCUGCGCCGCAAGACCCUGAGAGAGUGUACGGGAUUCAGGACGCGUCUCAGCAUGGGCCCCUCUGUCUCGCGACUGAUGAAUACCCGAUCCCAGCGGGCGUGUCUGAGGACUGUCUCUUCCUUGACGUUUACGCACCUGCACGGUUCAGAGGAGUAACGCCUAAACUCCUACCUGUAUACGUCUUUAUCCAGGGUGGCGGGUACAAUAUAGAUGGAAACCCUUAUUACAAUGCGGCGGGCCUGCUUCACGCCUCUGAUAUGAACAUCGUCGUUGUAACCUUCAAUUAUCGGGUCGGCCCGUAUGGUUUUUUGGGCGGCUCUGAGAUAAGCAAACACGGCGGCAUAAAUAGCGGUCUCAAGGAUCAAAUCAAGGUCCUCAAAUGGGUUCAGAAGCAUAUCAGAAAGUUUGGGGGAGAUCCAGACCAUGUGGUGGUGGGCGGUGAUAGUGCAGGCGCGGCUUCCGUAACCCUACUUCUCUCCGCGUAUGGUGGCCGAGAUGACGGCCUUUUCCAUGCUACUAUCGCCGAGUCGCCGAGUUUCGCGCCCAUGUUCACCAUAGAUGAGUCGCAGUUUGCCUACGACAACCUAGUCUCCCGAACCGGCUGCAGCACGGCGAUGGACACCCUCGCCUGUCUCCGAGGCCUCGAUAUCGCAACCCUCCAGCGCGAAAACAUUGCCACGCCACUCCCUGGCGCACAAGAACCGCCCCUAUUCUUUUACGGACCCAUGGUUGACGGCGACCUUGUCCCUGACUACACGUACCGCAUGUUCGAAGAAGCCUUCGUCCCUCCAAACCUCACCUCUAUAGCAGCGGCAGAUACCUUCCUCCAAGCACAGUUUCCCGCACUUAAACCUCAACACCUCUCUAGGAUACACGAUUACUAUCUCCGAAAUAUCAACUCUAGCCAACUUUACCCUAACGCCACUCGUUACUGGCACCCAGUAAGCAACGCCUACGGUGAGCUCCGCUACAAAUGCCCUGGCAUUGCCAUGUCCAAAAUAUACGACAAGGCCGGCGUCCCAAACUGGAACUACCAUUACUCCGUUCUGGACCCGGCAGAUCAAGCCUCAGGCAAAGGAGUCUGGCACGUUGUUGAACUUAACGCAAUCUGGGGACCAGAAAAUAUGUGGUGGUCGGAGACUAUCUCGAAUCCACCGCCGGAGUCUUAUUACACGUCUAAUGCGCCCAUAAUUCCAGUCAUGCAAGGUUACUGGACGAGUUUCAUUAGGAGUUUUAAUCCGAACACGUAUCGUUACCCCGGGAGUCCGAAAUGGGAGACCUGGAGCGGUGGUGGAAGAAGUGGAGAAGAGGGUUAUCAGCGGCUUUUUAUCCGGACGGGAGAGACGAGGAUGGAAAGUGUGCCGGAGAACCAAAGGGAAAGGUGUGAGUACCUUAUUUCGAUUGGGGUGGAUUUGACGCAGUGA
Molecule: messenger RNA, 1593 nt
Organism: Aspergillus puulaauensis
Lineage: Eukaryota; Fungi; Ascomycota; Eurotiomycetes; Eurotiales; Aspergillaceae
Product: putative triacylglycerol lipase
Exons: 4
Coding region: 1-1593 (530 amino acids)
Source: RefSeq, a predicted model, not a curated record